Messenger RNA from Talaromyces rugulosus, 1782 nucleotides. RefSeq lists its product as uncharacterized. Bases 1 to 1782 code for a protein of 593 amino acids. Gene Ontology annotation, cellular component: tRNA (m1A) methyltransferase complex; nucleus. Gene Ontology annotation, biological process: tRNA methylation. The record is from RefSeq and is a predicted model, not a curated record. Lineage: Eukaryota; Fungi; Ascomycota; Eurotiomycetes; Eurotiales; Trichocomaceae. The transcript is spliced from 2 exons.
AUGCAUUCGGUAGUCCGUCCGCAUCAGCAUGUGGUGCUACGGCUACCUUCAGGCGUGUACAAGCUGCUGAAGCUUGCGCCGGGGAUGCCCGUCUCUCUGGGAAAGUUCGGCAGCUUUUACUCGAACCAGAUUAUUGGUCGCCCGUUCUAUUUCACCUACGAGUUCCUGGACCAACCGGGCGACGAUGGCUACGCUUUGCGCGUUGUGCCUGCCGCCGAGCUCCAUGCCGAAGCGCUUAUCAGCGAGGGGUCUGCAGAAGCAGAUGGCGUGGUAGAUGACGUGGAAAUGAGCAACGGCGAUUCGUUACCCACGCGCACGAACCGCGACAUUAACGACGAUAAUUCAUCUCAGACCCUGACAUGGCAGGAAAUCGAAGAGCUGAAGAGGAAUACCACGGGUGCCGGACAGGAAAUCAUUGAAAAAAUUCUAGAAGCUCACUCGACUAUUGACAAAAAGACAGCCUUCUCGCUAGCAAAGUACAAAUUGCGGAAACGCCAAAAGUACCUCAAGAGAUUUACGGUCCUACCUGUGGACGUGGGCGUGUUGACGGAGUAUAUCUUGCAAGGAAAGGACCCAAAUAAAAUAAUGGAGCUGCGUGAUGAGAUGAUUGGACUGUUGGGAUGUUGGGGAAACGUUCACCAUGCUGGGAAUUUGCAAUUGGACGACGUCAAGCCGGGUGGAAGAUAUCUGGUGGUUGAUGAUACCGGAGGCCUGGUUGUCGCUGCGAUGGCGGAGAGAAUGGGCAUUCUCCAGCCUCCAGAGCCAGAAGACGAAGAGGAGACCGGCGAUGAUGACGAGGAGGAGAAAGACGCUAGGAAUAACGAUGGCGAUGUUGCUGAUCAGCAAAUGCCAAAUGCACCUGAAGAAUCAACUGCCACUGACACGACUCCUCAAAAACAAAAUAAUGCGGGGGACUACAAGACGCCACAACGACACACAACACAACAAAACGCCACGAAUGCUAGGGAAAACACUAUCACAGUCAUUCAUGCCUACGCUAGACCCAAUCUCUCUCUUCUAAAGUACUUCGGCUACGAGGAAGAUACCCCCGAUGAAUCUCACCCUUUGUUUAGUCAUUUGAAGACAACAACAUGGCUUCAGCUUCUUGAUCCACAUUCGGACAACAUCUAUGCUGAGCGCCCGGAAAACGUAGAUGAAGCCACUUUGAAGUCAUGGAAGCCGCGACAACGCGGAAUAUACCACCGCAAGCUCGCUCGUUACAAUCGUGUUCGAGCCACUGUCGACGAAGUUCGAGCUGGAGGAUAUGAUGGCCUGGUGGUGGCCAGUCUGAUGGACCCUGAAUCGGUCUUGAGACACGCUGUUCCUCUGUUGGCUGGUGGAGCUUCCACUGUAGUCUAUUCGCCCGCAAUUGAACCACUUACACAGCUAGUUGAUCUUUACUCAAGUGAUCGCCGUGGGGCUUACAUCAAAAAAAAGCUAGCCCUCGAGAAAGAACAAGAAAACCUCGCCGCUUCGUCGGAGGCCAAUCUUGCUUCAAUUGAGGCGGCACUCUUCGCGGAAUUCACUCUCGAUCCGACGCUUCUUCUUGGUCCCAUGCUCCAGACUUCGCGUGUUCGUCAAUGGCAGGUCCUCCCCGGCAGAACGCACCCCUUGAUGUCUGAUCGAGGAGGGUCCGAAGGCUAUAUCUUCCAUGCUACUCGAGUCUUACCUGUAGCUGGAUACGUCAACGCUCACGGAGUUUAUGGUCGAAAAAAGAAAAGGAAGUUGGAUGAGUCUGGGGCACAGGCCCCGGCCCAGGAGGUAUCGACGCCGUCGGCGUAG